Caenorhabditis elegans is the source of this 1005-nucleotide messenger RNA. RefSeq names its product Serpentine Receptor, class H (gene srh-258). Lineage: Eukaryota; Metazoa; Nematoda; Chromadorea; Rhabditida; Rhabditidae. The transcript is spliced from 4 exons. The coding region runs from base 1 to 1005 and encodes 334 amino acids. The record is from RefSeq and is marked reviewed.
AUGGAAGCUCCUCAUAUCUUUGUUCACUACGUUCAUGCAAUAAUUUUUGUUUCGUUACCUGUUCAACUAUUUUCUAUCUAUUGUAUUCUAUUUGAAACCCCAAAAACCAUGAAAUCAGUCAAAUGGUCAUUGUUAAAUGCUCGAAUUUGGACUGUAAUACUGGACCUGUCACUUACAGUUUUAACAAUCCCAUUUGUAAUAUUUCCAGCAAUAGCAGGAACUCCAUUAGGAAUUCUAACGACGUGGUUUGGAAUUUCAACUCCAUUUCAAAUUUAUUUCGUCAUGUCAACGUUUUUCAUUGUAAUGGUUAGUCAUUUGAUGAUAAUGGAAAACAGGUACUAUCAGUUAUUCGCAGAAGACACCGAAUGGCGUCAUUUUCGAGUACCAGUAAUUUUUUUCAAUUUCUUGAUCACUUCAACUUAUAUGAUACCUUUUAUGUUGCGUGCACCGGAUCAGGAUGAAGGCAUAGAAAUUGUAUAUCAGAAAGUCCCAUCUUUAUCAUCUGAAAUCAAAAAUAUGAAAUUGUUCGUUUUGGCUACUGAUUAUAACCUUUUUGUCGUUGAAUUGGUAUUCAUGGGAGCCUUUCUUAUUUUUGAAAUGUUCUCAUUAACCAUGUUAAACCGAUGGAACUUUAAGAUGACAUCCACGAAAUGUAACCUUUCUCGUCAAACGAUGAUGAUUCAGAGAAAGUUUCUAAUAACAAUUUAUACACAGUUUGGUGUAUUUUCCAUAACGUGUUUUGUUCCGUACCUAUACAUUGUCAUAUCUUGCUACUUGAAUUAUCACAACCAGUCAGCAAACAACUACACAAUUGUCUCAUUUUCAUUUCAUGGUAUUACAAGCUCAAUGAUAUUACUGUGGACUUAUAACCCCUAUACAAAAGUUGUUAACGCAAUCUUUUAUCGAAUACUGACUUUGUUGCAUUGCCAACCACACCUGGAGGUUCAAUCAUCAAUUUCUUUCAAAUCUACAAUGCCCACCACUGUUUUAAAUCAUUGUUCUUAA